This is a messenger RNA of Camellia sinensis, 645 nucleotides long. The record is from RefSeq and is a predicted model, not a curated record. NCBI's taxonomy places the organism in Eukaryota, Viridiplantae, Streptophyta, Magnoliopsida, Ericales, Theaceae.
AUGAUUGAUGAAUUAUACAAGGAGGUGGUCAAAGUGGUCGAUGAAGCCAGGAAGUGCUAUGCCGAAGGCUUAACAGAAUGGUUCAACGAUGACGAAUUUGCCCAGAUGAUGCUCCUCGAUGGCUGCUUCAUCCUUCAGUACAUUUGCAGCAUCGUGAAUGAAAGUCACAUAGUUUUGAAGAUAAUCCACCAGGCUCCUUUGGUGCGGCGAGACUUGUUCUUGUUGGAGAAUCAACUUCCUUUCAUAGUUCUCCAAGUCCUAAUGCUCUUGAGAUUUGAAAAUCUUGAUGGGGAAAACAUGAUCACUGUUUUCAUCAAGCGUGUAAGAGAUGUGAAGGUGUUGAGGUCCAAAGGUAUAUUGCUCAACUUUUUUGGUAGUGACCAGCAAGUGGCUGAUAUUUUCAAUGAGAUAGCAACUGAGUUGGUUCCAAGCCCUCAUGCUUAUGUUGAAGUGAAAACAAGAAUUGAAAAGCAUCAUAGAAAUAGCAUGAAGAUUUGGAUGGCAGAGUGGCACCAUACAUAUUUUAGGAGCCCUCGGACUUUCAUUGCUAUCGCUGCUGCAAUUUUGGCUAUUACUUUGAGUGUUUUUCAGACUAUCCUUGCAUCAAUUCAGACUAAACUCACGGCCCACCCACCAAAAGGUUGA